UCAGUGUAAGCAAAGGCGGGUGCACGCUGGGGGACAUUCCUGGGCUGGGGACAACACGCAGGUGGGCAGGGGAGGAGCGAGGAUCAAGGAGGUCAGCCUGGGACACAAUCCCCCUGGGUACGAGGUGCUGCCUGGCUGAGGCACACGGGGGGCUGGGGGAUUUCGGGAGCAUAUUUUGGAGGAGAGGGGUAGUUUGAGGGCACGUUGCAAAGGCAGGCAGGGGUAGGGCUUGGUUGCUUGCUCUCCUCCUCCCUGGUGAAGAUCCGCCCCAGGCCAAGCGCAGCGAUUGUGAGCCCCAAGGGAGCCGACGCAGCUUGACAGACUGUAUCUCCCUCUGCCACGGGGCCUGGGGCGCUGCGAUUUCACACUCCGGCGGCCCUGUCACUGCUACGCCAUGCAGGAGCUGGGCUCUCACUCCCACUCUGCCAUGGCCUCAUCAGGAAAAGCUGCCAUUGCCUCCUCCUGCCUCUCCUUUGAGUGCUUCGACACCCUGACCAAGUCGUGCAUCAAGUGCUCCGACCUGUUCCAGGACAACACAACAGAGCCCACCCUGGCACCCCCCCUGACCAGCACCUUCCUGACCUUCGGGGUCCCGGUGGUGGUGGGGGUCGUCCUGGUUCUGGCUGCCGUCUGCGUCUUCCUGGCCUGCAAGGAGGGAAAGCGAAGGAGAAAGAGGAAGGCAGCAGAUGAAGAGGACAAAGAAAACAUAGACGUUGCCAGCCCCCUGCCCAGCCAGGACUCUGCCAUGCCUGAGGGAGAGGGUGCCCUGAACCCAGCCCCAUGCCUGCACCUUGUUGGGAGCCUGAAGAUGCCGGGGACACCCAGGAAAGCCAGGGCAAAGCAGAGGCCGUGCUGCCAGGGCGAUGCUGAUGGCGACAUUGUUCUGCUCUCCGCUGUGUACCCCCGGCCUGAGGAAUGCAACCACAGCUUCCCACUGCCUGCCACUGAGCUGGGGGCCACAGCACUGGUCACCACCAAAACCACCCAGAACUGCGCCAGAGAGGAGAGAGUCUGAGGGCAAGGGGAAUGGAGCUGGAGAGCUCUGGCCAAUCCCUGAGGAUACUGAGAGCCUGCUCCUGGAUGAGUGAAGCCUUCCAUGGGUAUGAGCUCCAUGAGGACCAAGAUCAGCCUUUUAAGAUGACUGUCCUUUUUGUGCUGAGUCCCAGGUUACAUGUGUAAAUGCUGGAGGAAGCCGAAGUGGAUCAUGCUGAGUUACAAUGAACUGUCAGCAGCUGCCAUGGCUGAACCAUAGGGAGGAGGCAGAGACACAGCCUGUGAGGAUGGAGUGUGGCAAGGACUGCUGUGCCAUUUGCAAGGCAGCUGUUGUGCCUGGGCAGGUGUCCUGCUCAGUGGGUAACUGCUGGGAACAUGGGGCUGGAACACCAGAAACUGCGGGGGAAAAGGAAGCAGGGAGUUACUUUAGGGCCAAAUCCCACACAGUAGUAGCUCGAGUUUUGCUACGGACCUCAAUAAAAGUGGACUUGAGGCGAUGUGAAGCAAGGCACACCCAGCAUCUACUCCAUUUACAGUCCUGCCACCCUGUCUUCUGCACUCUGUGAUACCCAGGUCUUCCCACCCUCUGGGCUCUCUCACAUGGUGGCAGGCAUCCACCAGCACUCCCGCCACAGCCAGGUACCCUGGGGAUAGAAAAAAAGUUCAUCUUCCCAAGCAGUGAAGAGGGGAAAAAAAAUCUGUCCUUGUUCUGACCUAUAGUCCCUGAAGUUAGGGAGGAGCAGUGGAGACAGCCAGUCCAGAGGAGCUCCCUGGAUGUGUCAUUACAGCCCCAGACAACCGUCACUUCAGCUCACUGUCGCUGCAGAAAUACCGUGUGUCACUUGGGAUGGGUGCUUCCACACUGCACGAAAGCAGUCAGGGAGUGAUGUGAGCGUAGGCAGGAUGACUUAAUUUAUGACAGUGUCCUCAAGGCUUUGCCUGUGUGCCAGAGCUGGCCAGCAUUGCUGAUCCCAGGCAUUUCCCUGCAGGUGGGUUUCUUCACCCGUCUGUGAGUGCCUUUACUGCACAGGAAGGGCUCUCUUUGCGAAGUGAGCUCUUUUGUGUGGGAUUGAUGAUUCUGAAUAAUUACAGCAGCUGAUGCCCUCUGGCUGAACAGAGACUCUGGGCUGGGUGAGAAGCCCCUGGAGAAGGUGAUUAGUCACUUAGAAGUGCUUUAGGGGCUAUUUACGUGAAGCACAAUCUCUGGGUCUGCUCUUCCUUAGAUGAGGUGGCUUCCUUGUCUGGGAGGUUUUGGACACUGAACAGAGCUGGACAAGCAAGGUUUGGGGGCACUGACACCAGGCACUAAUGGGCCACCAAGUGCCAUAUUCCCAGUAGGGUGAGUUGGAGGCACUGUGUGGAGGGGAUGUCCCUCUGAUGAUGGGAAGGUGACUCCCUGCCCAAGCCUGAGCUCUCUCUGGGGCUGCAGAACAGGUGCUACUGUUGAAGGGUGACCCCUCUCUUCUCCCCUUUCUGCACUGCAGUCAGACUCAUGGAAUCUGUCUCAUAAGGGCAACCACAGGUGCUGCCACAGGAGCAAGGCCAAAAUUACUCACCACAAUUCCUCUCCCAGACCUUCACAGACUGGCAGAGGUGAACUCUCAUCUGACUGAGGCUCCACAUGAUCUAGGAUGGGAUGGAUUCCCAUCUCAGCCUUGGGGCUGACGAUGGUGGAAGAGGUGGUCCAUGUGCCAAGUGACUGUCUCCUGGGGCUCCAGACACCUGUGGCAGAAACUGGGGGCUCAAAGGUUGAUGUCCCAGCUACCCAAACAGCCUUGCUGCCCUUUGCAGAGGAGGUACUGCUACGGCAUGAAUCAGACAUCUCCUCAUCCUCAUGCUGCGCACCCAACCCUGUGAAGUAACUUCAAACAACCUGUGUGUAUGUGGAGGGGGGAAAAGAGCUGAAGCCAGGUCGGGAGAUGUUUUGUCACUAGAAGAACUGCUUCUGGGAGACAGAGCAACUGUUUCAGGGGAGAUGGGGGUGAUAAAAAAAUGGAGCAGAACUGUCAGGAGCCACCUCCACUUUCCUUCCAGUGACAGCAGCAGCCCAGACCUGUGGAUGCACUGCCCACCCUAAAUGAUCUGGGAAUUUGAAAAAGAAACACCCAUACAAAUCCUAUUGAAAAAGCUCCUCUUUCUGCUCAGGCAAGGACUUCUGUUCUCAUUUCUGCUGGAGCUUAAGCCAGACAUCUCCCUGUACAGGAUGCCACUGGCAUUUGCAGCACUCAGAGUGGCAAUUGGAUCCACACUGUAUUCCUCAAGCAGUGAGUGCCCCUUGGAUCUCCUCUCUGUUAUGGCACGUGAGGUGUCUUCCCUGCAUCAUGUCUGCCAGCUGUGGUGGGGCAGUGCUCCCCUUCUGCUCAGUCUGCCCAGGAGAGAUCUGUAACCUGCUCUGUGUGCUUCUCCAUCCUUAUGUACAGGGCAGAGAGUUCUCCAUUUUGUCUGCAUGGGAGGCCAAGGGAAUAGAGAUUAAAAAUAUGGCA
Molecule: messenger RNA, 3476 nt
Organism: Passer montanus (Eurasian tree sparrow)
Lineage: Eukaryota; Metazoa; Chordata; Aves; Passeriformes; Passeridae
Product: tumor necrosis factor receptor superfamily member 13C-like
Exons: 3
Coding region: 395-1015 (206 amino acids)
Biological process (GO): tumor necrosis factor-mediated signaling pathway; positive regulation of T cell proliferation; T cell costimulation
Cellular component (GO): external side of plasma membrane
Molecular function (GO): signaling receptor activity
Source: RefSeq, a predicted model, not a curated record